Molecule: messenger RNA, 7089 nt
Organism: Anopheles stephensi (Asian malaria mosquito)
Lineage: Eukaryota; Metazoa; Arthropoda; Insecta; Diptera; Culicidae
Exons: 11
Coding region: 1212-4385 (1057 amino acids)
Cellular component (GO): plasma membrane
Molecular function (GO): protein binding
Source: RefSeq, a predicted model, not a curated record
GCUUGACGCUGCUCGAGUUCGGAGGGUUUGGAAGGUUCGAAGCUCGUUCAGUUUUGUUGCGUUAUCCCGACCCGUUAUCCCGCGGAAUCGAUUACACACACACACACACACUCGGCGACGCCGUACUGUCCCGUACGGCACGUAAACAAAAAGCUGCCUUUUUGCUGUGGCAGAGAGAAAGAGAGAGAGAGUGAUAGGGCCACAAAUAAAGGCAGAACCCCAACAAAAAGUCCAUCCCGGCCGUCAUGUGAAUCGUGAUUUGCGGAGUGUUAUUUUUGCACCACGUUGAUGAUUUUCCGGUGCUGGUGUAUCACUGUACUCUGGGAUAGCGUGUGUUUUUUCGACUCACAUUAGGCACGUGUCAAGGAUGUUUUGUGUAGGUUUUGUUUUGCUAGUGAACGGUGUAAAGCGAAUGGAAAAACUGUCGAUCUUGAAAGAGUUAGCCGCAAUGAGGAAAAAGCGGGUGGUUUCAACAGAGUUUUUCCGGCAACACAUUGUGACGUGAUGGAAUCCAUUCGACAGUAGCUUCUGGGUCGAGAAUUUCGGAGGAAAAGCUUAACGUAAAAUUUUAAAUAAAAUAAAAAGAAAACACACAAACACACACACACACAUACAAAUGCCCUUCCUGGGGUUUCGGUCCUACUGGCACUGCAGUUGGCGCGAACAACAUCGAGCAUCGGGAGUGUGUGCCUCCGCUUCGAACAGAUGGAAUUCCGGCACGGGUGAUUUAUCGUCCAGCUGCCGAAUGGCAUAAUUUAUGCUGCAUCCGACACAUGCUGGGCGCACUGAUGCGCCUGGGAUGCACUUUUCGGCCAGCUCAGGCUGUCGGUGUGUGUGUGUGGCCGUGUGGUGAUGGUGGUGCAAUUGUUAUGAUGCCGUGUAGUUGAUGAGCGCUGACGAGGACGAGGUGAUGAGUGGUAUUUCGAAAGGGUCAUAAAUCCUCCAGCGAAUAGGAAGUGAGUUCUGUGUGGGAAAAGGGGGAGGGCGUAAAAGUGAGGGAGAAGAGGCGGUGGAAAGCCAGGCGGUGGAAAGACAGGCGGAAAAAAACGCCCAAAAUUCGUGUACAAUUCGUGUGUGAAGAUCUGUUUUUGUGACGUUUAGGGUUGAACGGUUGACAAAUCUUUUUCAUCAAUCUUGGACUCUGGCUGCAAACGUUUGGCUGUCGGAGUGCAUCUUCGAUGUACAGCAAGCAGUCAUAAAGAGACUCCCGGAUGGAUGGGUGGAAGCAGUGUGUAGGGGCAGUGUUGGUGGUGGCCCUGCUGGUAGCCAGCCAGCCGCCCCCGGUCGGUUCGAACGCAACCGAAACACGACCAAAGUCCGGUGGUGGUCGCGAUCGUUCCUCUGGCAGCGGUACGGCCAUAGCGUCCCUGUCGUCUGCCUCGAUAGCGGCCGCACUAGCCUCCCGGAACGCAGCCAGCAAUGGCAACAGCAACAGCAACAACAACAGCGGAAACGGAAGUGGAAGUGGUAGCCCGGCGGGUGGCAACAGUGGUGGGAAAUGUAAUAUCGCCCAGUUGCGCUGCGCCAACGGGACCUGCAUACCGUCGUCAAAAUUCUGCGACGGCAAUUUCGAUUGCCUUGAUAAGAGCGACGAGCCGAAAUCUUGUACAGCAUGCAACCGUACGCUGCACGGUGAGGCCGGAAGAACGUACGAGCUACAGAUACAGAACCCCCACGGCGUGUAUCCGUUCGUGUGUCACCUAAACUUUACCGCGACGGGAGGCCUCUACGGUGACAUUGUGCAGUUAAAUCUGGCCAAAUUUAGUGUUGGGAAGUUUGUGGAGAAUUUUCACGACCCCAAGCAGCACGGUGAGUGUAUGGAAGGAUUCAUGACGAUCAGCGAGCAGGGUCUGCCGAAUCUGGACGGUAGAUGGUGCGGGACGGCUUCCGGCUACACGAUAUACUACAGCGAGACGCGAUCGGUCAAUGUGACGCUGCGGCUGGACAAACUACCGCAGGCGAGCAGCAGCGUGUCGAAUGGGUUCGAGUUUCGGCUAAUCUACAAGUUUCUGAGGCACAGCGAUGCGAAGCUAAGGAACGACAACCGGAUAUGGAACGGAGACCUCGUGCCCGGCAGCUACUGCAAUCGCAACUUUUAUGACUGCGACAAAAGGACCUGCCGAAUACGAUCACCCAACUAUCCCGGCAUUUAUCCACGCAAUUUAACAUGUAAAUAUUAUAUUAAUCAUCGGGCGCCUCCGAGCGGUCUGCACGCGAUGAUCGUCCUCCGGCAGCCGGACGGCCAUAAAUUAAACAUGAAGGAGCAGGCGACACACCACGAGGCGAACAACCGGAUUUUAAGGAGUUGGGAGCAGUGCGAUGAGGCCCAGGACUAUCUCAGCAUUUACGAUGGUGCGGCCACGGAAGCACCAACGAUUGGGCGAAUCUGUGGUGGAGACGUCCUGCCGGAUAUCGUGUCCAGUGGCCCGGAGAUGCGUGUCGAGUUCCACACGUCCGCGUUCGACGUACCGUUCCAUCCGAAUCCGGUCACCUUUCUGCCGGGCUUCGAGCUUGAAGUUCACGUGUUGUACGUGAAUUCCAACUCCCAGUCGUACAUCCGGCAGCCGGGACGCUGCGAGUUCAUUAUCAGUGCGUUCGAGAGCCAGACGGGUGAGCUGGAGAGCCCUCAGCACACGUUGCCACCGGAAAGCUCCUGUCUGUAUCACUUCCAGGGCCGUCGGCACGAGACGGUCUGGGUAUCGUUCAUCAAGUACCAUUCGGCGAUCGAUCCGACCGGGUUCGAGUCACCGGCCGAGUGUGUGACGCAGCUACGCAUCUGGGACGGUCGAUGGUCGGUGACGUCACGCCCGUACGGCGCACCACCGGACUAUCAGCGGAAUGCGAGCUUGAUCGAGCAGAUCUGUCGCGAGGAGGUACCGAGACUUUGUUCGCGAUCGUUGGUGGCCAAGGGUAGUCGACCGUGUUCGACGCAAGAGAGCUAUUUGUCGACGGGAUCAGACUUGACGAUCGAGUAUCGCCCUAGUCCGAUCGGAACGGCUCGUCUGUACGGUCCAGCAUCUGCGUUUAAGCUGAGAUACGAGUUUGUGGACAACUCGCUUGGAGGAGCUCCAUUGGAACCGUUGGUUGCUCCCUCAGCCAUGCCAGAACCAGCCGCCUUAGUUCAGUUCCAUCCGAAGUCCUGCGAUCGUGUGUUUCGCUCUUCAUCCGCUUCCCGAGGGAUCUUCCGUUCGCCCUCCAAUGUAUUCAUGUAUGGACGUGGAGGUUCUCCAAACAUUUCUUGCAUUAUCCGGUUCGAAGCAAGCGGUGGUGAGAGUGUCAGGUUAACGAUCACCAGAGCACGCUUCGGAGGCAGAUCAUGUCAGAACCUUCAAAAUCGUUCCGGACGCUGGCACUGCAACCAUCAUGGUGGACCGGUGUCCGAUUUGCGCAUCAGUGAAGUCCCAUGGACGGACGUAUCUCCGCUGCCCCGCGAUUGCCUUUGCUCGGAUGUCUCCGGCUCGAUUACGCUGGCCCCGUUAGCAGCAAGCAUUGUGGAGGUGAAGUUUACCACGCUACAGAUGGAGGUGGAUCAAGAUUUUCGUGACUUUUACUUCGAGGGUCGGUACGAGUUUGCACGCGACGGGUGCGAAACUGAUUGGUCCGAGCGGAGACUUCGUGGACGUAGUGGAGAUGCGUAUCUGAAGCCUACUCCAUGCCCUGCGCUUAUCCAACCCUGGCUACUUGAGCCAGAGACGGACAGCAGCUAUUUGGUGCUGAAGUUGAAAGGGUUCUGGAUGCCUCCGCUACUUCAAUCAGCACCACCGUGCCCAACGGAUGCUAGAAUUACCGUGUACUCUACAAACAACCCGAAGAACUCGCGCGAUCUCUGCCCGUCCGGGCCGGAUGUGGUAGCGUUCUCGGAUGGUUGGGAUCGUGCGUACGAGUUUAGCGCGAUGGAGAUCUCCAAGAGUUUGAUCAUCGAGUUCAAGAGCCCUCGCCGUCCACCGGUGGAGCUGGUCGAGUACAAGUUCUCCUGGAUGGAGAUCUUCCCCGGCCACGACUGUCCACAUCGCUGUCAGGAGCUGCAAGCCUGCAUCCCAUCGGAGUUGUGGUGUGACGGCAAGGUACACUGUCCCUCGGGUCAGGAUGAAAGUCCUACGGAGUGCGAUCUCCGUUUGCCACUGUCUCCGCUGCACGUUGGACUCGCCGCAGCCACUCUCACGCUUGUCCUCUCGCUGGCGGCCGGUUUGACUGCUUGUGCACGGCGUAAGCGAGGCGAAAAGAAGCACCUGCAGAGUGUCCAUCUGGAUGCGGCCGGACGGGGAGGCUACGGACAACCUCAUCCCCAUCAUGGCGCCGGUUAUCCGAAUGCCAACCAUCACCUAACGUCGAGCCACGCGCUGACGCCACUCUACCUGGACCCGUCCAAGGAUAGCUUCUGUUGACAGGAGCUGGAGACUUCGGUGUAGCCAAUGCCGAAGUCGUCGCAGGACUUUUACUACUUCGCGUUCAACUCCUCCGCCACCAACAACCCGAGCACGAGCUGCUGAGUGGUCGAUGGUGCGAGAGCGAGCGAGGUGGCACAACACAAGCCCGGUGGCGUACUAACCCACACACGAAGAAGCAUCCCCUCUUUACAAGCAUGGUGAUAUAUUUGACACGUAGCAUUAGCGGUGCGUCGUGCAACUGGUGCCGAUUCGAGUAUUUAACCGUUACAUAGGAAACACGGAAUUGUUUUAGGAAAAAAAAGAGAGAAAACAAAACUUAGCGUAUAUCCCGUAGCCGGUAUCCCUUCUUCCGAUUUUCCGAAAGGGAAAAUUUGGGACGAGACACUUUCAAACUUCACAAGGAGAGACAGAGAGAGAGAGUGACAAGGUUGGUUUUUAAUUGUGACAAUCAGUUGAGGCAGAGACAAUUCUACCCUGAGGGGAAUCGAGAGCAAACCGAUGGUCGCGCAAUGGUACGAGAACUGUAGCAAGGAGGCAAGGAGGAUUUGAAUGUUGUAAAUUUGCAAAUUAUUAGUAACUAAAAACGGUUGUGAUGGCCACUGUAAGAAAUUGAUGAUGAGCGACUACGUUGUUCGUUAAAAGGGGAUUUGAAGGACGUUGUUUUGGACCUUUGAUUUCGAUGCUGUUGGGAGUAAAACCAUCGUCCAUAUGUUCAAGGCAAUACACAACUCAGGUGCGUUGCUUUAAACAUGUGGACCUGAGCCUGAAAAAAUCACAGUAAACUGCUGCAAGGCCUAUCGUAAAGAUUUUAAUCGAAAAACAAGAAAGGACAGUUUAAUUUAAGGAUAAUGUUUUUUGAUUUUCUUUUCAAGCAAAAUUAUAUUUUACUUCAAUUUUAAAAUUUAAAAUAAGAAGAGACGAAACGGAGAGCAGAUUGUCACAUUUUAGUGUAGCUUGAAUAAUUAAAGCGAGCGCAUCCCGGAUAGUAUUAGCUUCAGCAUCAAUUCCCAUCUGUAAAUAGUCCGGCCCGGUGCGCGCAAAAGCUGGUCAGCAGUUGAGUUAAAUUGCAAGAACCAUUCUCCCUCCUCCAGUACAAUCCAGUCAAAUGAGGUGCGCUUGCAUGAAGCAAACGAAUCGGUUUUAGCUGAUACUGCUUUUGAGCCGUUUUAUACGUUAAAUCAACACACCGUGUACAAAGGUAAUUUUGAAUUUGGUUUUCUAUUUCUCUCACUUAACGAAAUACGACUCACGUCUGAGAUAAGCAAGCUUACAGCAAACAAAAACUGCGUUCCGACGACGCAUCGGGGACAGACAAAAAUUGUAAUAAUUAAUUGCGCUCAGAAAUAUGAGUCGUAAAACUAAACAAACAAACUAAUACAAAGACACACACACAGAAAUCCAAAACUGCAAAACCUUUUUCUCAAAUCGUCAAAUGAUAAUGUGAUUCUCAGUAGAUAAGCAAACAGAAGCAAGUGGAAACCGAAUAGAAGAAAGAAAAAAGCAGAAAAAAAACAGCUGAACUGGGUAUCGACGGGGCUACUAAUGGCCGUACGUAAAGGGAAAGCUUAACCCCGGUUGAGUUUGCAGAUGAAAUGCAAAUGAAGAGAACAAAUUUCACAAACAAUCAAUAAUUGCUAAUCCUCCACCCGAAAAUCGAAAUCAACUCCAUUCUCCAAGGAAGAAUAAACCAUUCCACUUCCAUUUUGACCGAUAGCCGCAGUGUACAGAGCGUUCAGGAAGCGAUUUAGGAAAUAGCAACUAAUUCUAAACGAGAAAAUAAAAGAACAGUGCAGCGCAAAGAAAAAAAAUACAGGAAAAUUGCAUCAAACCCCUCGAGAGGUUGUGAACCUGACGCACCGUUCCGCGAUGGCGACAGAUCCAGCUGCCGUGAAGCGGGUCCUCUUCCAGACGGCAAACCUAAAACCAUUAUUGAUAGGACGAAAACUGACUUAAAGAAGAAGUUUGAAAAAAAAAGCGUGUGCGCGUUGCAAGCUGGCGCGAUAAUUGUUAAUAAUCACACUUUGAGAAGAGAUAGGAAGGAGGAGAUUGUAAAAUAAUGUCGACUUUAGGAAGUAAUUAGAAGGAAAAACAGCAUAACUCUACUGCAAGCAAGAUUGACUAAUGGAAAACUAAAUCUGAAGAAGAAGAAGGAGAAAGAAGAAGAAAAAACUUAACGAUGAUAAGGUGAUAAGCAGACAUGUCGUGUUGUUCGAACUAGGCUAAUGAAACCGGUUUUUCCCCGUACUGGAAAAUGAUGUUACCGAUUGUUCCCCUCUAGUCCCAGCUCCCUACACUCCUUCAUUCUCCCCACAAUGGUAAAGUUCCCCGCUCGCUUUUAACGACCGACCUGAUCCUUUCUGUGCAAAACUCGCUGUGCGUUAGACGGUAAGCUGCACGCGGGCACACAAGACAAUUCCGUGCUAGUUCUGUAGCAUUGUAAGCGGUGAGCAGAAUGAGCUGAUAAGGCGAAAUGGAGUAAGAUAGGGCGUGAUGUAAAUAAUUAGCACUUAUGUAAAAGGGGCAGGUGGACAGUAAGCAGAACAGUUGCAGGCGGCGGCAGAAGAGAAGACGAGAUAGAUGUGUAAGUAAUAAAUGCUCGAUGAGGCAUGGCAAACUUCAUGCAAGUGUCGGCGGAAUCGGUCUAGUGAUCAAAUAAAGAGUAACGGAUUUUCCUAACGGCGUACGUCCGCUGGAAUGAAAA